Messenger RNA from Labeo rohita (rohu), 5367 nucleotides. It is a transcript of the gene gramd1a, whose product is annotated as GRAM domain containing 1A. The coding region runs from base 895 to 3603 and encodes 902 amino acids. Gene Ontology annotation, cellular component: endoplasmic reticulum-plasma membrane contact site; endoplasmic reticulum membrane; plasma membrane. NCBI's taxonomy places the organism in Eukaryota, Metazoa, Chordata, Actinopteri, Cypriniformes, Cyprinidae. Gene Ontology annotation, molecular function: sterol binding; sterol transfer activity. The record is from RefSeq and is a predicted model, not a curated record. The transcript has 21 exons. Gene Ontology annotation, biological process: intracellular sterol transport.
GCUGGUGAACUUUUAUAUUUAGCACCGCUCGAGUUUCCAGAUGCCCAUUCAGUGCCAGCAGACGCUAUGGAAUCUCUCCGCUGCUCCAACACAACUCACAAAACCUGAAGACUCACUGGCACUAGAGAGAGCACGUGUUGAAACCCUGUCAAAAACAAAUUAAGAGCUCUCUGAAAGCAAGGUGACUCUAUUCUUGACGGGCUGAACGGGCAAGAAAAUAUCAAUUCCAAACGCAUCUUUCAUUAUUGAUUGACAGAAUAAUGUUUAUUAAAAGCGUUGAAACAAGCAUUCAAGCAACAUGAUCUUAUCGUACCUGAUGUGCAAAUCGCAAUGACGAGGCAGAUUGCAAAACAGCGUUUUUUGUGAACUAUGCUUGUGGAAGAAAAAGGGGCAGAGACUUUUUUAAAGGACGCCUUUAGUAGCAACAGAGAAACAGGAAGAGGAUAGAUUUGACAUUUGCAAGCAAGUUCGACUGCUCAAAUGCUCAGUUUUUCUUUCCUCUGAAAAUGACCUGCAUGAGAGAUGGCUGCACUCUUUUAUGUAUAUUAUGUUUCACUGAUGACUCCACCCCAUUUUUGAUUGCCUGCUGCAGGAGUUCAUGCUGUAUAUGUGCUGUACAGCUGUGAAGGAACCUGAACUGCUGACUUCUUUCUUCAGGACAGUGAGUUGUAAUGGAUGCAGACAUUUCCAAAUGUCAUCAGAUUAUAUUUCCACAAUGGAAUAUUUAUUUUGAGCUGUAGUGGAAUAUCCAAACCACAUAGAGUAGAAGACUAGAGAAUAGGAAAUAUCUGGCAUUUCUCAACCUACGGUUGUGCGUGAUGCAACUUGUCUUCAAUGAAACUGUCAGCCUUAGACAAUCCUGAUGCAUAGGUAAUAUAUGAAAGUCUGUAGAAGAUGGCUGUGACACCACCUCCUGAAAUCACCAUAGCUGAGCCCGUUUCCAUUCCAGUCCUAAACAUUCUCCCACCAUCGUCCGAUACGGAGUCAUGGUCCUGCUCCCCAAGCCCACGGCCACACCGGUACCCCUUACGCAGCCGAAACCGGGAAAAGAGAAGAGCCAAAGUCCCUCAAGAGGACAUAUCAAAGAACCACUGGGAUAAAGGGCAGAGGAAGCAAGAUAGAAGCCAAAGCCCGUCACGUGCAUCUCCGUCGCCUCCAAUGGUUUCUAAAGUAGAAGAGGAAGAGCAGAGCUGCCCCUCCAUGCUUCUCCUACCCCCAUCCCGCUCAUGGUCACGGAGUUCCUCCCUAAACAGUCGCUCACGCUGGUCUAUCCGUAGCCUUCUCAGCAAGGACUCAGAUUGUGACAGCAGCAGUACAGCCAGUAAUUCUCCGCGCAGCACUCCCGGCAGCUCGCCCUCCCUGCGCCGCCGUGUGCUGGGAGGCAGAGCCAGCGAAGGGGAGACAGGUGGGGACAGAAGCGGUGGGGGUUCAGAGAGCCCCCUGCCUCCUACUCCCUCCUCAUCCACUUCCUCCUACCCACUUGCGGCCCGACACUUCACCCGCAAUGCCAAGAAAAUGCAGAGCUGGUAUAAUGUUCUCAGCCCUACAUAUAAACAGAGGAAUGAAGACUUCCGUAAACUCUUUAAAAAACUGCCUGAUACAGAACGUCUCAUAGUAGACUACUCAUGUGCACUGCAGAGGGACAUUCUGCUCCAGGGCCGUCUCUACCUGUCUGAAAACUGGCUCUGCUUCUAUAGUAAUAUCUUCCGAUGGGAAACCACGAUAACCAUACUGCUGAAAGAUGUGACCAGUCUGACCAAGGAAAAGACGGCCAAGCUCAUCCCUAACGCCAUCCAGAUUAGCACUGAACACGAGAAGCACUUCUUCACGUCAUUUGGGGCAAGGGAUCGCAGCUACAUGAUGAUCUUCAGACUGUGGCAGAAUGCACUGAUGGAUAAGACGCUGUCUCCUAAAGAGCUAUGGCACAUCGUUCACCAGUGUUAUGGCACUGAACUGGGGCUCACUAGUGAAGAUGAUGACUACGUCUCCCCUACUGCUGAACAUAUGAAUGGCCUGCUGCCGGGUGAGGAGCCGGUCUCCGUCACUGACCUGCUGGAUCUGGGAUCAGUGCCGGUGCCUCCGGUGGGCUCCUCUCCACCCUCAUCUGCCUCAGUUCUUCCCUGCGCUUCAGGAUCUUCACCACCGUCCUCAUCUUCCUCUUCCUGCCAGCCUGUGGAGGUGCCAUGUACUCGGGCCAGCAUUGAACCUGAGCCCAGUCCACCCAGCUCCCAGAGCUCAUUGCCCCCCACCACAAACACUGGAGCUGCCCCAUCCUCGAUCAUCUUGGAAGAAGGCGGGGACAGCCAGUCAGAAUUGGCCAAUCAGUCACUUCAGUCUCCUCCCACUGUCCCACACAGCCUGGGAAACCUCUCCUCACUGGAUAUCACCAAUGAUGAGGAGCUCCCAACUGAUCCCAGCAAUUCCUCUGACACUCAGGAAGAGAGUGAGGUGGAGUCCUUCUGUGCGGAUCUCAAUGGACGGCUGCAUAUCAACACAGUUCUUCGGAUGAGCGUGGACAAGCUCCACGACCUUCUGUUCUCGGACACUCAUUUCAUCCAGCACCUCUUCUCACAACGACACUUCACUGAUCUCUCUGUGCACGAGUGGCAGCAGGACAGCAGCAGUGGGAACAGCAGUAGAGUUCUGAGUUACACCAUCGCCAUCAACAACCCACUGGGCCCAAAAACUGCUCCUGUGGUGGAAACACAGACUCUGCACAAGAGCAGCACCCGGGGCGAGUGUUACGUGGUGGACUCGGAGGUCAUAACCUCAGGCAUCCCCUACCAGGACUACUUCUACACUGUACACAGAUACUGCCUCACCUCUGUCAACAAGCACAAGAGCCGCCUCAGGGUCUCGUCCGAUAUCUGCUACAGGAAGCAACCGUGGAGUCUUGUGAAAGCUCUGAUAGAGAAGAACACUUGGAGCGGCAUCGAAGAGUAUUACAGACACAUGGAGAUGGAGGUGUGUAAGCUGGAGACGCUGUUGCAGUCGGAGGUUUCUGUAGUGAGCACCGGGGAAGUGCCUUCCGCGGACUCUGCCAAGACGCCUCCCGGCCUGCGCAGGCGCAAACGCACCUGUUCCAGACGAGCAGGAGAGCGGGAGAGAGAAAGGGAGGGAGCGGGAGGAGGAGCAGGGGACCGGGGCGACAGAGGAAUUGGAGAUGAACGCGAAAGGAGAGAAGCUGGUGCUCAGUAUGUGAAAUUAGGGGAGAGGUGGCGUGGAGCCGGCAGCAACAACAAUAGUAUCUCCACCAUCCUGCUCAUUGUGAGCUUCAUUCUGGUGGUUCUGGUGGCUCUGAACAUGAUGCUGUUCUACAAACUGUGGGCGCUCGAAAGAGCCGCACACACGCUGGAGACCUGGCACUCGUACUCUUUAACCGACAGUCCUCUUCCACAGACAGCAGGAGAGUGGGCGCAGGUUCUGCAACUCCAGAGGCAGUUCCACCAGGCCCAGAUGAACAAAUGGCAGCAGAUCCUACAGUCUUCUGUCACACUUCUGGAUCAGAUGAAACAGUCUCUGGAGAAGCUCCACAGAGGAAUGAUUACACCUGAGGUGCAGCAGGAGUCUGAUCCAGCACCAGAAACACUGACAGAUCAGUGAGAGUGUACGGUAACCCCUUCACCAUACCGUUUACAGACUGUGGUCCUUGUGACAUAGCAUCCACGAGGAGCCAAAUCAUGAACGGGAGACGGUGCUCAACUCAGUGACUUUAACUUUGGGAUUAAUGUGGGUAUCUUUUAGCUUACCCAAGUGUCCAAACAGCAGCUACAGGACUUUAUACAAGCUGUAUAAAACCCAUUCAACUCUUUUAGCAACCAUGAACUCUGGGUCUGAAGCAAUAACGCGCGUACGGGAGCGUCUGUGACUUUCAGCUGUGCUGCAUCUUGAGCCGUCUGGUCCGUACUGCGUGUCCGAAAAAACCUGAACAAAACAAGCUUUACAGAAAUGAAUUUCAUCAUGGACCUUGCAAAAAAAAAAGCUUGGGAGAGAUGCGUCGAAGAUUUCAAAGAGGGAAAUGUCUGAAAUCGACCUCCGAGACCUCUCAAAUGGUCUUUUCACAAAUGUUUUUAUGUUUUCAUAGAAGAGAAAUUUUUCUCUUCUGUUUUGUUAUUGUUUUCAGAGUUGUUGCUGAAACUCGUUUAAAGUGUGUCAGACCAUUACAGUAUUUAUUUAAUAGACUUGAAUUACAGUCUAACGUCAUCUAAGGACCAAUGUAGAAAUGGGUGAAACGAGUGCUAUGAAUAUGAAUUCCCGUUUUAGCAAUAAUCAUGUGGAGAAAUUGUAAUGACAAUUAGAAGUUAAUCUACAAGGAAGAAUGCAGGAAAAACGACAAAUGUGCAAGUGAUACUUAGGCUAGAGUACCAGAUUGAGGAUUGUUUUUACACACUGUUGCAAUUUUAACCAUUUCUUCCUUCUCCCUAAUGUUUUAGUUAUUAUUUUUGUUUUUAAUCCCUGUGUAUUUAUGACUUAGGGGUAAAAGGAGCUGUUUUGUGUAGUCGAGGCGUCGAGAAACUUGUCGAGUUUCACUGGAAUCAAACUUGAACUGUUCAGGGUUACUUUUAGCUCGAACAGCUGAACGUGCACACAGAUUGAAGAACUUCAGUCGUUCCUGAGGCUGGACGUUUGGGACCAACCAGAACUCAAGGUCAGGAGGACUAUUGUGAUUUCACUCAACACUAUAGGCCAGUCUCACACAGAACAUGACCGUGUUUCACCUCAAAAUCAAGAAAAUAAGAGAUUAUAUUUCAAAAAAAAUUUUUUUGCAUUGUGGCUUUUUUAUUUACAUUUUUAUUAAAUAAUUUGUGAUUCUCACUACUGCAAUGCAAAUUCAUCCUGUGCAGAUAAUUAUUUACAUUUAAAUAAGCAUAAUUUAGAACUGUAAGUUAUAUAAAUAGUGGUAUAAAUAACUAAAAACAAUGUUACAAUGCAAAAAAAAUGAUUUUAAUGUAAAAUAUGAUGUGCAUGUUCUUUGUGAGAUUCACCAAGAGGCUUUGAGUUGGAUUUCUUUUUCUUUUUUUUGGUCCUUUGUUUCAUUACUUUCCUUUGGACUAUCUGUUACUGAUGUCCCCUGUCCAGCCAUUUCAUUUUUGUCCCUGUAUUUGUGGUCUCACUCUGUCGUGCCCUUCAGCCUCAGUGAUCUCUCCCUCCUCUGAGUGUGUUAUCAGAAUCUCUGUCUGUUGUCUGUUUGUCUGCGGGCGCUGCUGUGCAAAGCCCUUGCUCUGAGUGAUGAAAGCGUGUGCUAUUUAUUCGGGUCAGGGAGGGAGAGAGCGAAGGUGGGAUGUAUUGUAUAGACACGAUUGUAAAGAUGACUUGUGACGGUCACAAAUGUAUAAUAAAAUAUGCCAAAAAAUUGUAACAUUGUGU